GACUAAUGAACUAGUUAUAAAAGAAAUAAAUGGAAAAAAUGGGAGGAAAAAAUGGAGGUGAGAAAGGAAAAUAGGUUUGGGCCCAAUAAGGAAAUGAAUAUGUAGCUUAGUAUUAGAUUUGAAGGCAAAGAAGGAGAGGGGAAAGCUUUGCGAAGGUUGUGUCGUGAGAAAUUGAGAGCGAGCAUGGGAAGUAGAAUGGGAAAAAGGGUGGUGCAGUUGGCAAACCUACCGAUAUAGCUUUUGAUGCCGAACAGCUUCACCAACAUUCGUGAAAUCGCGAUCAAGACCAUUCCUUCGGCCUCCAAGAUCGAGAUCAAGCGCGUUCUCGAAUCCCUCUACGGCUUCCAGGUCGAGAAGGUUCACACCCUGAACAUAGAGGGCAAGAAGAAGAAACGGGACUGGUUGUUGAUCGCAAAACCCGAUUACAAAAAGGCCUACGUCACCCUCAAGAACCCGCUCUCCAUUUCGCCGGAUCUCUACCCGAUUCGAAUCAUCGAGGAGGAUAAAAAGAGGGUCCACAAGCAAACUAAGUCCAGCGUCGUUCAGGAAGAGGCUAGAAGUCACUGGCUCGAUGACGAGGGAGAGAGGGCUUCUCCCUGCACUCCACCACUUCCUCUCUACACCUCCACAUUCUGUAAAUAUGAGAUAGUUAAAUGAUAUUUAUUGCGCAGUCAAUUUUUA
This is a messenger RNA of Vigna radiata var. radiata (mung bean), 681 nucleotides long. Its product is annotated as 50S ribosomal protein L23-like. Gene Ontology annotation, molecular function: structural constituent of ribosome. NCBI's taxonomy places the organism in Eukaryota, Viridiplantae, Streptophyta, Magnoliopsida, Fabales, Fabaceae. The coding region runs from base 244 to 657 and encodes 137 amino acids. The record is from RefSeq and is a predicted model, not a curated record. Gene Ontology annotation, cellular component: ribosome; mitochondrial large ribosomal subunit. The transcript has a single exon. Gene Ontology annotation, biological process: mitochondrial translation.